Messenger RNA from Pistacia vera, 1170 nucleotides. RefSeq names its product probable aldo-keto reductase 1. Lineage: Eukaryota; Viridiplantae; Streptophyta; Magnoliopsida; Sapindales; Anacardiaceae. The transcript has 7 exons. The record is from RefSeq and is a predicted model, not a curated record. Bases 71 to 1123 code for a protein of 350 amino acids. Gene Ontology annotation, cellular component: cytoplasm.
UUCUAACUUACUGAGAGAAGUCUUUAAUUAGUGUCAAGAACAGAACAAGGUUGAACAGGAUAGAAAAAAAAUGGGUGAAGAGCAAAGAAUCAUUGUUCCAAAAGUGAAACUGGGAAGUCAAGGAUUUGAGGUGUCAAAGUUGGGAUUUGGUUGCUCCAGCCUUACUGGAGUGUACAAUGAUCCUAUGCCAGAAGAGGCUGUCAUUUCUCUCAUCAAACAUGCAUUUGAGAAAGGAGUCACUUUCUUUGACACAGCAGAUACCUAUGGACCCCAUACUAAUGAGAUUUUGAUUGGAAAGGCUUUGAAGCAGCUACCUAGAGAGAAGGUUCAGUUAGCCACAAAAUUUGGCAUUGUCAAAUUUGAUAAUACUAGUAUUAUUAUACAUGGUACUCCUGAAUCUGUUCGCUCCUGUUGUGAAGCCAGUCUAAAGCGACUUGAAGUUGAAUACAUCGAUCUCUAUUAUCAGCACCGCAUUGACACAUCAGUACCUAUUGAGGAUACUAUGCAAGAACUUAAGAAGUUGGUGGAAGAGGGAAAAAUAAAGUACAUUGGUUUAUCUGAAGCUAGUCCUGAUACUAUAAGGAGGGCACAUGCAGUUCAUCCCAUUACCGCUCUUCAAAUAGAGUGGUCACUUUGGAGUCGUGAUAUUGAGCAAGAAAUUGUCCCACUUUGCAGGGAACUUGGAAUUGGGAUAGUUACAUACUGUCCUCUUGGCCGUGGUUUUUUUUGUGGCAAGAAAGUUGUGGAAAGUGUACCUUCAAACAGUUUUGUGGAAUCACACCCUAGAUUUCAAGGAGAGAACUUUAACAAAAACAAGAUCUUAUAUUCGCGUAUAGAAAAGUUGGCUGAAAAACAUGGAUGCACUCCUGCCCAACUUGCACUUUCAUGGAUUCUUCACCAAGGAGACGAUGUAGUGCCAAUUCCUGGGACAACGAAGAUAAUAAAUUUUGACAAUAAUAUUGGUUGUGUUGAAGUAAAGCUUACAAAAGAAGAUUUAGAAGAGAUUGCUGCUGCAAUACCCGUGGAAGAGGUGGCGGGGAGUAGGUUUAAAAAUGAUAGUUUUCUUCGUUACUCUUGGAAGUUUGCCAACACACCACCCAAAGGAUUUGUAUUAAUUAAUUGAUGAGCUUUUGAGCUAGCUUAGAUAUACCAAGUAAUGGUUGAAUAAUA